AUGAGUGAAGUUGUUGCGCCUACAUUAUCUACUUAUCAAGAUGAUUCAACAUUCAGUUACGAUAAAUAUAAAUCAGAACAUAAAAAAAGACCAUAUUUAAACCUAAAUUCAAAUGAUAAACAAGAGUUAAUUUCAGCAAUUAUUGACUAUUAUUCCCUUAAUGAAUUAGUAGCACAUCUUGAAGCCAAUCCACAAUUCGAUAAAAUCACAUUACAAUUUCCCGAUGAGUUGAUAUCUGAUAGCUCCUACAUUGUUGAAUACUUACAAUCAAAAAUUAAAGAGAGGCAAUUUUGGGUAUUGGCAGACACAUCAUAUUCAUCAUGUUGUAUUGAUGAAGUAGCUGCCGAACACGUACAAGCUAACUAUUUAAUACAUUUCGGAGAUGCAUGUUUGAAUGAAGUUGAAAAAUUACAAUGUUGUUAUGUUUUUGGAAAACCAAAACUAGAUUUAAACAAGUUGAUAGAACAAUUUAAGAAAAAAUUUGACAAAGGUGAUAACGUUGUCAUAAUGUCAGAUGCUCCACAUGUUCAUCUAUUAUCAACUAUCAAAGAGAAACUACCAGAAUAUAAGAAUUUAGUCAUUGCUGAUUUCACAGCUCCAAAUUCAUCAAAAAUAAUAGGAUUUACACCUAGUGAACAAUUAUAUAUAAAAUUCAACAGGUCAUUACUGAUUCAAACCACAUCAGAGUAUGAUUUGUUUCAUAUUACGAUCCCUGAAUCACCCAGAUUACUUCAACUAGUCACUCAAUUUAACAAUCUCACAACUUAUGAUCCAAAAACAAAUGAACUUUCAUCUGGUCCAUAUCCUAAUUUAAUGAAACGUUAUAGAUCUGUAUAUAUUGCAAGAACAGCAGGGACAAUAGGAAUACUCAUAAACACGUUAUCAUUAAAUAAUACCAAGAAAUUGAUAAAUAUAAUUCAAAAAAGGAUUAAAGACGCAGGUAAAAAAUCAUAUUUGUUCGUAGUGGGAAAGCCUAAUGUUGCUAAAUUAGCCAAUUUUGAAUCUAUUGAUAUUUGGUGUGUUUUAGGUUGUGAUCAUGAAGGUAUUAUAAUUGAUCAAGUUAAUGAAUUUUUUAAACCGAUAAUAACACCAUACGAGUUAUUACUUGGCUUGAGUGAUGAAUUACAAUGGAGUGGUAAAUGGAUAACAGAUUAUAAAUCAGUGAUAGCUGAAUAUGAAAAUGAAGUAAGAGAAGAAGAGGAGGAACAAGACGAUGAUGAUGAUGAGAGUCAACCACCUGAAUUUGAUCCAGUUACCGGUCGAUAUAUAAGUACAUCCAGACCAUUAAGGAACAUGAAUUUGACAAUCACAAACACUGCUGAAAAUAGUAAUGAGAAUGCACUAGUUGAAAGGUUUUCAAAUACUUUAACAAUAAAGAAUACUGUAUCUACACUGGCUCAGCAUUUACAAAAUAGACAUUGGACUGGUCUUGGAUCAGAUUAUCAAAAUGAUGAAGAUAGUGAAGGUGCUCUAGUUGAGGAAGGUAUUAAAGGUAUUGCUAGAGAUUAUCAUCCAGAUAUAUAG
Messenger RNA from Insectozyma verbasci, 1524 nucleotides. The record is from the annotation of a GenBank genome assembly. NCBI's taxonomy places the organism in Eukaryota, Fungi, Ascomycota, Pichiomycetes, Serinales, Debaryomycetaceae.